Messenger RNA from Lineus longissimus, 1263 nucleotides. RefSeq names its product paired box protein Pax-3-B-like. Bases 1 to 918 code for a protein of 305 amino acids. Gene Ontology annotation, biological process: regulation of transcription by RNA polymerase II; anatomical structure development. The record is from RefSeq and is a predicted model, not a curated record. Gene Ontology annotation, molecular function: RNA polymerase II cis-regulatory region sequence-specific DNA binding; DNA-binding transcription factor activity, RNA polymerase II-specific. The transcript is spliced from 3 exons. Lineage: Eukaryota; Metazoa; Nemertea; Pilidiophora; Heteronemertea; Lineidae.
AUGGCCGCCCAGGGAAUACGUCCUUGCGUCAUCAGCAGACAGUUACGUGUGUCCCACGGUUGCGUCAGCAAAAUACUGCAGAGGUACCAGGAGACGGGCAGCAUCAGGCCGGGAGUGAUCGGGGGAAGCAAACCAAGGGUAGCCACGCCAGACGUCGAGAAGUCGAUCGAGAACUACAAGAAGGACAAUCCAAGUAUUUUCAGUUGGGAAAUCAGGGAUAGAUUGUUAAAGGAGGGUUUGUGUGAUAGGAACUCUGUCCCGAGUGUGAGUUCGAUUUCGCGGGUGUUACGCGGGAGAGGGAGGCUUAGUGCAGAGGAUGAGGCAGAGGAGGAGCGGGUUCGAAUCAAGGAGGAAGAGCAGGAGCAGGUCCAGCGAGAGGAGAAGCGAGUGACGAUGAAGUAUUCUAUCGAUGCUAUACUUGGACUUGACCAGAAAAGAAAAGAAGAACCACCGCCAGAGGCAGACGACAUGUCAGACGAAGCAGACGACGACGACGACGAAGAGGUCGACAGCAGCUCCCCCUUAUACCUACAAAUCAAACGAAAACAACGGCGAAGUCGGACAACAUUCAACGUAGAGCAGCUGCAGGAGUUAGAAAAGGCUUUCGAGAGGACGCACUACCCUGAUAUCUACACCAGAGAGGAAUUGGCGCAACGGACGAAGUUGACCGAGGCCCGAGUGCAGGUUUGGUUCAGCAACCGGCGAGCAAGAUGGCGGAAACAGAUGGGAUGCGGGCAGGCGUCGCUGUACAGUUGGUUGCCUGGGACGCCGUUCUUUCCGCUGCCGAUUACUUCUAUGCAGAACCAUCUCAUGGCAAAUGAACUCCGUAUGUGUCUGCCGACGAACAGUACUGCCCAAAUGAAGCUUCCCUCGUCCAGUCCGGGUCACCCAAAGCUUUCGCCGUCCUUGCGGUCAUAACAUACGAAUACACAACAAUCCAUGGAAUAGAGACUUUGGUUCCAAUGUUCUCCAUGCAAACGUUUAGUCUGGUCAUUUCGCAUGUAGUCCCACCUUGGCUCAUCGGAUGCAACACUAGUCAGUGGUAGGCCUACACUUGUUGACAAUGUGCCCACUCACUAGCAUUUCAGGGUACAAUGUUCCACUCGAGAAUUGAAAACAAACACUGGCAAUGACACUGAACUGAAGAGAUGGACAAAAUGAUGUAUUUGGAGUGUGGCAUUGACAUUUACUAUGCAAAGACUAGUCAAUCACCAAUGUGUAUAUCAUAUGCAAUACUUCGUAUACACUGAAUCUCUAAUGUAA